Molecule: messenger RNA, 2058 nt
Organism: Nicotiana tabacum (common tobacco)
Lineage: Eukaryota; Viridiplantae; Streptophyta; Magnoliopsida; Solanales; Solanaceae
Source: RefSeq, a predicted model, not a curated record
AUGGCUAGCAAGGAAACAGACACUGGAGUUGUAGACCCACCAAGAGAGAUUGUUGAGUCGGAAUCGGAAUUGCAAGAGGAGGUCCGGAGGUUGAAGCACCAGAUGGCGGAAAUGUAUCAGGCCUGGAUUAAGGGACACCCUCCACCCUCAUUCCCUACCAACUAUACAGAAAACCCUGCUUCCAUUCCACCACUCUCUCAAUCUCAUAUGCCCAAUACCAUUGAUCUUUCCCCACAACACGUCCCUGGCUUUACCCCUUACCACAACUACCCCGGCACUUCAGCCCAAACUGUUCAUGCUCUGCCAGCCAAACAACCUCGUACCCUGCUCCGACAUCUGCUCCUAUUUUUGUACCCCCUCCACAAGCUACCCUCCACUGAUCCUCUAUCAUAUGCUCAACCCCCUUCUUACCUGCAAUGGCGUGCCCCAUUCCCACAGAAUACACACCCAGCUCCACAAAAUGCCUAUCCACCUCCACAACCUUACCAAAACCCCAAUGGUUCAAAUUUUCGAUCAAGGCCAGAGUAUAGAAGAGAGAGGCAGAAGCGAAAACAAACUUUUACCCCAUUUGGAGAGUCCUAUGCUAAACAUGACACAGAGAAGUACUGGCAUUUGAAAAGGGCAAUCCAGGAGCUCAUUGAUACAAACCAAAUUGUAGUCCAAAGCCUAGACGCGCCAAACAUCAAUCAAAACCCUUUGUCAGCCCAUGAAGAGACACAUAUGAUUGAAAUAGUUCACAAGGAUGGGGAGCCCAAGAAGUCUUCUAAGUCCAUCAUGAUGAUUCGGGCCAGUGAAAGUAAUUUGGUUAAAGCUCCAGACUCUACCAAAGCAAAGCCCUUGAUAGUUGAAGGGGCAACAGAAAAGCCGAGCUCGCUCAAUCUGAAGCCACCGGUGUUGGUCGUGAAAGGGCAUUCAAAAGAUAUUGGGGCAAGUCCGGAAAGUUCAAAGGUGGUAGUGCCAGGGAUUCUAAGUAAGCAUGUCCUAGUUGUGAAAGGGGCUCCUAUCACCCCUAUCAUCAUUAAACUAGUGACCCAGCUGCCAGUGAUCGAUACCAAGGUUGUUCCGUGGAACUACAAACAAGUGAUAGUGACAUACAAAGGAAAAGAAGUAGAGGAAGAGGUUAAUGAAACUAGAGGAUUGACUCGUUCUGAGAGAUGUUUCACUCCAGAAGAAUUAACGAAGUCCAAGCCAUUCAAAGAUAGCCAAAUGCCAGUAAAGAAAUCGGUCACCGAGGAAGAGGCUGAGGAGGUCGUGAUGAAGAUUUUGAAUGAGGCACAUGUUCCUGAUAAGAUCACAGUAAAUCACUUGAAUAAAAUAGCUAGCAAGAUCUUCGAAGUAAACAGGAUCACUUUCUCAGACGAUGAACUUCCUAUGGAGGGUACAAAAUGCAAUCGAGCUCUUUAUCUCACGGUGAAGUGCAAAGAUUUUGUUGUCUCAAGAAUUUUUGUUAACAAUGGCUCUAGUGCAAAUAUUUGUCCCCUGUCUACUCUGCAAAAACUGAAGAUUGGCACCGAAAGAAUCCACUUGAACAGUAUGUGUGUUCGAGGCUUUGAUGGGGGAGGUAAAGAUUCUGUUGGAGAUAUAAUGCUCGAAUUGUCGAUAGGUCCAGUUGAGUUUACCAUGGAAUUCCAAGUGUUAGAUGUGGUUGUCUCCUACAAUCUGUUGUUGGGCAGGCCCUGGAUACAUACUGCUGAGGCAGUCCCAUCUUCUCUGUACCAAAUGGUGAAGUUUGAAUGGGACAGGCAGGAAAUAGUUAUGCACGGUGAUGAGGACCUGUCAACUCCUAAUGACACAAUUGUUUCGUUUAUCGAAGCUGAAGAUAAUAAGGGACCUUGGGUCUAUCAGACUUUCGAAACAGUGUCUGUUGAGAAAAUAUCUGAAGGAAAAUGCAUUCCGGGCCCUAAGCUAUCUUCCGCAUCCGUCAUGGUUGCGAAUAAAAUGUUGAAGAAUGGUUUUGUGCCGGGCAAGGGUCUGGGCACAUCUUUACAGGGUAUUGUACAUCCAGUGCACCCCAGUGGGAACCUUGGUACAUUCGGUUUGGGAUUCAUGCCCACAUAG